Lactuca sativa (garden lettuce) is the source of this 491-nucleotide messenger RNA. RefSeq names its product histone H4. NCBI's taxonomy places the organism in Eukaryota, Viridiplantae, Streptophyta, Magnoliopsida, Asterales, Asteraceae. The record is from RefSeq and is a predicted model, not a curated record. Gene Ontology annotation, molecular function: protein heterodimerization activity; DNA binding; structural constituent of chromatin. Gene Ontology annotation, cellular component: nucleosome.
CAUCAUCGUCUUCAAUUCCAAAGCCCUAAUUUCACCUUUGAAUUCGAUCUUAGCAUCUUUCUGAAAUGUCGGGCCGUGGUAAAGGAGGCAAAGGAUUGGGAAAGGGAGGAGCCAAGAGACACCGGAAGGUUCUUCGUGAUAACAUUCAAGGCAUCACAAAGCCCGCCAUUAGAAGGUUAGCUCGGAGAGGAGGUGUCAAACGUAUCAGUGGUUUGAUAUAUGAAGAAACUCGUGGAGUUCUCAAGAUAUUUCUAGAGAAUGUCAUCAGAGACGCCGUUACUUACACCGAGCAUGCUCGCCGGAAAACUGUUACCGCCAUGGAUGUGGUUUAUGCAUUGAAACGACAGGGGCGUACUCUCUAUGGAUUCGGAGGUUAAAUUUUUAGGCAAUUGUUAGAAGUUAAAUCAAGGAAUUGUAGAACUUGUUCGUUGUUUAUUUCCCGUUUUAGGGUUGUUCAAGCUAUUGAAAAUCUCUGAUUUUUAUCCUCAUAA